GUAUGUUUGAAUUUUUCGCGCUUGUUGUUAUCGUUCAUAUGUCGCUAUAAUCACAAACUGCAAAUGGCCACGGGCACAAUUCACGUAGUCCCAGAAAUGCGAUAUCAAGCGGGAUCUUAUUUUGUAUGCAAAAUAGCAUCGCCAACGAUGAUAGCGCACCAGUGAUCAUUGCUACGAGUAUAUUUCUUUAAAAGAAAAGUUAUUCGCGAUUUUAUUAAGGUCGCGCAAUUAAGUUUUCCGCGGGAAAACAAUGUCUGCAUAUCGAAGAGUGAAUUAUUACGAACUGUGCAGAUUGUGUACUAGCAGUGAGGGGAAUAAAAUGAACAUUUUCCGUGAGGAAGGUCGUAGACGACAACUCCAAACAAAGAUUCAAACAUAUUUACCAAUUCAGGUUCUCGAAGAGGAUUCUUUGCCAAAAAUUGUUUGCCAUGAAUGUAUAAAGAAAUUGGAAAAUUAUAUAGAAUUUAGAGAAACUGUUGUAAAUGCAGAAGGUAUGCUAGAAUCAUAUUUUACUUCGUUAAGAUUCUCUGAAGAUUUUCUAAAAGAGGGUAAGGUCUAUGUAAAGAGUACAGAAAAAGAGGAUAGACCUGUGACCCCUGAAAAUGAAGUAUUAAAGUCCAUAGAGAAGAUAUCACCAUCUCCUGGGAAUCAGAUGGUUAGUAAUGAACAACAAAUACAACAUCAGCAACCUGUUGUUGUUAGCAACAUAAAUGCUUCCAACAUUCAAAUUAUCAGCGGAGUUCAAGCCAGAGUCCAACAAUAUAAGUGUGCAAUGCAGAUGCAGCCAGGGGGGAUGGCAGCUGCUGUUGUGGAAGCAACAGCAGAAACACAUUAUAGUUAUCAACAACAAACUUCACAGCAACUAUCGCCUCAACAAUCAAAUGAAACACAGAAUCAAAUCAAUGAUCAACAAAGUCCAAACUCACAAAUUCAGCAACAAGUGCAAAAUCAAAUACAAAAUCAUAAUCCAAUGAAUCAACAAAUACAACCACAAAGACAAAUUUCUCAACAACUUAAUCAAACAAAUCAAGCACAAGUUAGUCAACAACAACAACAACAGCAGCAGCAGCAGCAACAACAACAGCAACAACAGCAGCAGCAGCAACAACCACAAAUAACACAACAAAUUCAACAAUUACAAAGACAACAAAGGGAGUUUGAAAAACAACACAGACAGCUCCAACAAAUUGAAAAGCAACAAGUGCAAAUUUCUGCGCAACAAGAAUUUCCUAUAAAACAAGAACCUCAGGCACAAGUAGUACAUCAAAAUAAUAAUAUUAUCUUGAAGGCAGAACCUAACUCUAAACAAAAUCAGCAAAUUAUCCAAAAAGUACAACCUGAAGCGCAAAAAGAUGAAAGUACAGUGCAAAAUGUGCAGGGUUAUACGGCUGUACAAGGUGCACCAGAAGUAUUUUUAAAUUUGGGAUUCAAAGAUACUCCAUUAGUUACACAAACUGUUCGAGAUGAAGCAAAAGAGUUUAAAGAUUAUAAUAAAUCAGAUGAUUCUAUAUCUCGUAAUUCGAUCGGUCAGAUUUCAGAAUUUCUGAGAAUUAAAUCAGGACCUGAACCGACGUCUUUAAUCACUGUAAAUCCUCAAGUUAUUUCGCAAAAUCAUAGGAGUACCACUUGUAAAGAUUGCGGUAAAAUGUUCUCCUCUGUGAGUCAACUGAAUAACCACAGUUGCUCUGUUCAAAGCCUUUUAAACGAAGGUGCCGAUAACAAAGAAGAUGUUUUACAAACUAAUAGUAACUCUUUCAGUUGCGAUGUUUGUGGCAAACCAUUUAAGAGAAAAGAACAUCUUUAUCAACAUAGAAAGUUACAUACCGGUGAACGUCCUUAUGUGUGUACUACAUGUACAAAAGCAUUUAGUCGCAAAGAACAUUUAGUUAGACACUCGGUAUCGCACACGGGUGAAAAGAUGCACGAGUGUGAAAUGUGUGGGAAAAGCUUCUCUCGCAAGGACAAUCUUCACAAGCAUCGUAAAACGCAUGGUGUAUCUGGUCCAUAUAUUUGUGAAGUUUGUGGGAAAUCAUUUGUGGUAAAGCAUUAUUAUACAAUGCAUUUAGCAGCUCAUGCAUCGACUAUUAGUGAGGAUGUAAAUUGUCAAGUUCCCUUGCCAUUUAAGUGUGACGUUUGUCACAAAGGAUUCUCUGUGAAACAAAGUCUCGAUACUCACAAACUUCGACAUAGACCUAAAAAUAGGAGUAAUAGUAAUUCUGCCCAAAAUGCUGCAAACGGCCAUCAGCAGCCACAGCAGCAACAACAACCACAGUCGCAAUCCGAUACUACGAAUAAUGUGAACAUAGUAGGAAAUAAUGUUGCUAAUUCUGGAAAUUUAACUAGUACCAAUGGACAACCUAAUAGUGGAUCAACGGUUGAAAUGCAGAGUGUUAUUGAAAGAAAUGAACAAUCAAAUAGUUCAUUCAAUAAUCAGUAUCAUAAUAAUAUGCAAGAGUUUCAAUGAGAUAAGGGGAAGCGUGUCUAUUAUGUUCUCUUGCCGAAUGGUAACAAUCAUAAGAUUGUCGUUGUAUAAGCAAGAGAAAUCUUAUGACGCGCCAAAAUAUUUUCAUAACUGAACUUGCUGUUACUCGAGAAACAAAUUUUUUAUACUUUAAUAAUAGUAACAAUAACAAAUUUAAAUACUAUUAUUUUCAACAAGUUAAAAAUGAAAUAACUCAUCAUUCAUUUGGUCAACAAGUAGGAUUUUUGGUGGCUUAUGAGCUUAAUACGGAAUAAAUUGUACAUAUAUUUUGCCAGUGAAGUAUUACAUGUAUUAAAUGCAUGCUAUGUUUUGUAUGAAUGCACACUGUUAUUUAACAUUUAAAAAAUUGUGUGCAACAAAAUUUAAAUGUAUGUAGAUAGUCAUAAGGUUGUUCCAAUACCUGAUUGGACAGAGUGUUUGUAGAUAAGUACAUUUUUAAUUAAUUGUUAAAUGUAGGAGAUACUGCAAGAAGAAUAUGAAAAGAUUUUAUUCAUUUUUCACAUAAAAUCUAGAGUAAAAGAAUAUUGUAAAAGGAAAUCAGAAGUAUAAUGUUCGUUAAAAAAAUAUUCUAAGUACUAAAUUUUAUAUGAAAAGUGAUACACGAACUCUUUAUAUUUUUCUUGCAUCCUACUAUUUUACGACUUAUUUAAAGCAGUGCUUAUCUAGAGACACCUUGGAUGUAUUUAAUCACUGAAUAUCAAAUCAACGUGUAAUCGGGAUAUUAAAUACAAAGCAUCGUCUAUAUUGUUUUAGUUGCUUACAUUAAUAGAGUUAGACUAGAAUGCUAAAAAUAUCCGAAAUUUUUUUUAUAAAUUUUAUGAGAUAUUCAAAUAUUUGUUACAUAGUUUAUAAAUAAUUAUAAGUUAGAUUUCUCUUUGUAAACGAUUAAAUUAAUUACGAAAAAAUUACACAUUAUUUUGCGUUGUGCAAUAUUUCUAUAAUUAGAUACAUUAAAUCGAUAGUUUUCAUUUUAACCAGUGAUUGCAACAAUCUAUGACCACUUUACAAAGUAUUCUAGAAUUAUAUGAUUUAUAUGUAAACUUAGAAUACAAAACAAAACAAAACUUAAGACCAAAGAAAUUUAUAUUAUGUAUAAAUUGGGUAAAUAAUACAAAAGUAGAGAAGUGUAAGGUAAAAUCAGGUAUACUUAAGCCUGAUUAGCUCUAUUAUAAAUUAAGGUUUUGGUUAACCGUGCAUAUGUACACGCGUAUAUGUGCACAGACACUUAAUAAUGUAUAUAACGAUUUAAAUAUCGUUUUCUGACAAAUGAGAGUGUGCCAUACAGUGAAAUUUGGAAAUAAGUAUAUGAGAAAUUAUGAUUGCUAAAAUUCCUCACAUUUCUAUCAUAUACUGACCAAAUUAUGGAAAGAAUUAAAAGAAUUUAUAUUUAUUGAAUCAUAUUCGAUUCUGUAACAUUUGUAUGUAAUUGAAUCAUAUACAUUAUUAAUUAUAAAUUAAUUUAUAAUUUUUUUAUCUGUUAAUAUAAGAUAAAAAACAGGGGGCAACUAUUUCUUCAAAUGACAGUUCCCGGUGUAUCGUAUUGAACAUUGUAUUUCUGAACAAGUAAAUUAUAGAAAUGUAUAAUUUACUUGAAAUUAUUGGUACUUAUCGUGAAUUUUAUUUAUAUACACUUUUGCAAUAAAUUUACAUGGAACAUGUAUAGGUGCAAAGCAGUUACUGUACGUAUGUACAGUAACAAUUUUUUCUUGCAUAAUAAACAUUUCAAAGUGUAAAUGAACUUACUACAGUACAAAAAUUUAUUUUAAUUACUGGUCAAAUUUUAUUUUACAAUAAGAUCUUGUACAUAUAUUGAAACAAAAAAUGAUGAGUUUAAGACUGUGUUUCUAUACCACCUAGUAAUAGGUGUACAUUGAUGGUACAUAGAUUUAUAGUGAUAAUAUUGUAUAUAACAAGGUCCAGUGAGUAAGACGAAAAACUGUUAGUGUGCUGUUCCUAAGAAAAUGGUACUUUCUGCGAAGCAGAAGAAUCCCUUUCUUCAUAUUGAAAUCUUGUAAAGUAAACAUUACAUAAACAAAGAUGCAAUUCUUUUAUUUUAAUUGAAUACUUCGUGCCUAAUUAUAGAAUCCAUAAAUGAAAUUUAUGUUAAAUAUUUAUUCAUGAAAUUGUAUAAAAACAUCUACUUUUCAGUAGCCCCCUGCUAUAUGUAUGUAUAACUUACAGCAAA
Molecule: messenger RNA, 4667 nt
Organism: Megachile rotundata (alfalfa leafcutting bee)
Lineage: Eukaryota; Metazoa; Arthropoda; Insecta; Hymenoptera; Megachilidae
Biological process (GO): regulation of transcription by RNA polymerase II
Cellular component (GO): nucleus
Molecular function (GO): DNA-binding transcription factor activity, RNA polymerase II-specific; RNA polymerase II transcription regulatory region sequence-specific DNA binding; zinc ion binding
Source: RefSeq, a predicted model, not a curated record